CUCACACUUUGCUGGAGUUGGUGCGGAGUGAGCAGGAUCAAAAAAACAACAGCUAUAGGUGCUUUUACGGAUUUUAUUUUCCUGCCUUCAAUGAUUCCCGAAGAUGCAUUGAUGUCGCCGUUUAAAAUCGAGGGAGUUUGUCUUGAAAGUAGGUCCAGGUUUAGCGACGACGUUGCGAAGUUGUUCCCUUGAAGUUUUCACCCCAAGGGCUGCAAAGCGAAUUCCCUGUUUACUAUUCAACUACCCCAGCCAUCAUGGCGAGGCGGGUACGGGGAGAAGGAUCCGUGAUUUUAACACACAUUCCGUACACGAAUUGGAGUAAGCAGUCGAGACUCCACUGGUAUAACUUCAUGGCUGUUUCUUUGAGCUUUGUGGCAGUCUUGUCGCUUCUAUGUUGUGGGGUUUGUGGUGCCGAAACGGAGUUCUCGAUCUUGGAGGAGGCACAAGUUUUAGCCGUACAAAUGAAAAAACUGUCCUCGCAGGAGCUCGGAGUCUUCAACAUGCAGAGAAUCUUCAACUCAUUUGUGUACACAGAAAAGACCUCAAACAGAGAGACCGAGGUACAGCAGCUUGCGAAGAAGAUCCGUGAGAAGUUUAACCGCUACCUGGAUGUGGUGAACAGGAACAAGCAGGUAGUGGAGGCGUCAUACACAGCCCACCUGACCUCUCCUCUGACCGCCAUCCAGGACUGCUGCACCAUCCCCCCCUCCAUGGUUGAGUUUGAUGGUAACUUCAACACCAACGUGUCCAAGACCAUCUGCUGUGACAGGCUGUCCCCCACGGUCAACAGUCGAGCCUUCAACCCUGGACGGGACCUCAACUCAGUGUUGGCAGAUAACCUGAAGUCCAACCCGGGCAUCAAGUGGCAGUACUUCAGCUCAGAGGAGGGCAUCUUCACUGUGUUCCCCGCCCACAAAUUCCACUGCAAGGGCAACUACGAGCACCGCAGCAGGCCAGUGUACGUGGCGGCGGUGCGGCCCCAGUCUAAACACAUCGUGGUGAUCAUCGACCACGGAGUGACCAUUACAGAAACACAGCUCCAGAUUGCCAGAGAUGCUGCCCUCGUCGUCCUCAACUCCAUAGACGAACAUGACAAGGUCUCGAUCCUGUCCUCAGCGGAGGCUGUGCGCUCCUGUUCUCUGGACCCGUGCUAUAAGAGCUACCUGUCUCCUGCCACCAGCGAGACCAAGAGGAAGAUGAGCGCCUUCAUUAGCAACCUCAAGGCCUCCGACAGCCCUACCCAGCAUGCACUGGGCUUCCAGAAGGCCUUCCAGCUCCUCAGGAACACCAGCAGCGUCACCCAGAAACUCACUAACACAGACAUGGUGAUAGUCUACCUGUCAUCUGGCAUCACGUCCCGAGACGCAUCGGAGCAUGAGAAGAGAGACACCCUCCGUGUGGUCAAAGAGGAGAACCGCCACCUCAACAACUCAGUCAUGAUCCUCACCUACGCCCUCAUGAAUGAGGGGGUGACGGGUCUGAAGGAGCUAGCGUUCCUGCGUGACCUAGCGGAGCAGAACUCUUUGAAGUACGGCGUCCCGGACCGCUCGGCGCUACCCGUGGUGAAGGGGAGCAUGAUGGUCCUGAAUCAGCUCAGUAACCUGGAGACCACCGUGGGACGCUUCUACAUCAACCUGCCCAACCGCAUGAUAGACCUGUCCUGCUUCAGCCUGCCCUACCAGGACCCCAUGGGAGACGGUUUCAUCAUGACGGUGAGCCGGCCCUGUUACUUUGGCAACCUGUUGCUGGGUGUGGUUGGGGUGGACGUGAACCUAGCCUACAUUCUAGAGGACGUCACCUACUACCAGGAUUCCUUGGCCUCCUACACCUUCCUCAUAGACAACAAAGGUUACACCCUGAUGCACCCGUCCCUCACGCGGCCCUACCUGAUGACAGAGCCUCCCCUCCAUACUGACAUCAUCCACUAUGAGAACAUCCCUGGGUUCCCCGUGGUACGGGACAACAUUCUCCGUCUGCCCCUGGGUAGUCAGGUGAUAGCUGUGCCCACCAACUCCUCUCUGUCCUGGCACACCAACCGCCUCCGAGACCCCAGCAAGGAUGCCUACAACGUCAGCUACACAUGGAAACUGGUCCAGGACAAGUCGUUCAUCCUGUGCAUAGUGAACAUACAGCCAGAGAUCCCUGUGAAACACCUGAAGAACCUGAACACUGCUCCCAGCUCCAAGCUGCUCUAUCACCGACUGGACCUGCUGGGUCAGCCCAGCUCCUGUCUGCACUUCAAACAGCUGGCCACUGUCGAGAGUCCUACAGUGAUGCUGUCUGCAGGGAGUUUCUCCUCGCCCUACGAGCACCUCAGCCAACCAGAGACCAAACGCAUGGUGGAACACUACACUGCCUACCUCAGUGAUAACACACGCCUCAUAGCCAACCCUGGACUCAAGUCGUCGGUCAGGAACGAGGUGAUGGCGACCAGUCACGUCACAGAUGAAUGGAUGACACUCAUGGAGAUGAGUAGCCUCAACUGCUACAUUGUGCGCCGUUACAUAGCAACGCCCAAUGGAGUGCUUCGGAUUUACCCCGGCUCACUCAUGGACAAAGCCUUCGAUCCGACCCGGAGACAAUGGUACCAGCACGCAGUGGCGAACCCUGGCCUCAUCACCUUCACCGGGCCUUACCUGGAUGUGGGUGGGGCCGGAUACGUGGUCACCAUCAGCCACACCAUCCACACCUCCAGUUCUCAGAUGGCCUCAGGGUAUGCAGUAGCAGUAAUGGGGAUAGACUUCACACUGCGUUACUUCUACAAGGUUCUGCUGGACCUGCUACCCAUCUGCAAUCAGGACAAGGGCAACAAGAUCCGGUGUUUUAUCAUGGAGGACAGGGGUUACUUGGUGGCCCACCCCACCCUCAUCGACCCUAAAGGUCACGCUCCAGCCGAGCGGCAGCACAUCACACACAAGGAACCUCUGGUGGCCAACGACAUCCUGAACCAUCCUAACUUUGUCAAGAAGAACUUGUGCAACAGCUUCAGCGACCGAACAGUCCAACGUUUCUACAAGUUCAACACCAGCAUCAUUGGUGACCUGACUAACCUGGUCCAUGGGAGCCACUGCUCCAAGUACCGUCUGACCCGUAUCCCUGGCACCAACGCUUUCGCUGGCAUCGUCAACGAGACGUGUGAUUCGCUGGCUUUCUGUGCCUGUAGCACCGUGGACCGCCUCUGUCUCAACUGUCACAGGAUGGAGCAGAAUGAGUGCGAGUGUCCAUGUGAGUGCCCCCUGGAGGUUAACGAGUGUACUGGCAACCUCACCUACACUGAGAACAGGAACCCCAGCUGUGAGGUGCACCAGGAGCCCCUGUCUCUGACGGUGAUGGACUCCAGUCUGCAGGACACCCUGCCCCAGUGUAUCAACACCCGCUGCAGCCAGCGCUUCACUAGCAGUGACUGUUUUGGCGUGUUGGACUGUGAAUGGUGUAUGGUGGACAAUGAUGGGAAGACCCACCUGGACACACCUUACUGUGCCCUGCAGAAGGAAUGCUUCGGGGGCAUCCUCGGGGCCAAGAGCCCUUACAUGGACGGCAUGGGGAUGUUGGAUGAGGAGGUUGCAUCUCUGAACAUGAUUCGGAGUGCACCGGUAGGGCCGGUUGCCGGGGGGAUUAUGGGCUGUAUCAUGGUGCUGGUGUUGGCUGUAUACGCCUACAGACACCAGCUCCACCGGCGCUCACACCAACACAUGUCCCCUCUGGCCGCGCAGGAGAUGUCAGUGCGGAUGUCGAACCUGGAUAAUGAGCGAGAUGAGGACAGUCAUGAAGACAGGGGAAUCAAUGUUUUCCUGUCCCGUCCUGCAGUCAGCAACACACGGUUUAUUGCUGCAGUGAUGGAGAGACACACCCACAGCCCCGAGCGCAGGAGGAGGUACUGGGGACGGUCAGGGACAGAGAGUGACCACGGUUACAGCACCAUGAGUCCUCAGGAGGACAGCGAAAACCCUCCCUGCAACAACGACCCCCUGUCGGCCGGCGUGGACGUGGGGAACCACGACGACGACCUGGAUCUGGACACGCCCCCUCAGACGGCGGCGCUGCUCAGCCACAAGUUCCACCCGUACCGCCACCCGCCCCACCACCAGCUCCACACACACCACCUGCAGGCAGCUGUCACUGUGCACAGUGUGGACGCAGAGUGCUGAUCCUCUAUACCCGAUACCUACACAGGCCUCAGCUCUCCUCCAACCCCACCAGCCCUAUCCCAAGCCUGGCUACAUCACUACUAGCUAUUCAUCCAACACUACCACUACCAACCCCAGACUCCACCACUCAUGUGUGCUCCCACUGUGCCAAGCCAGGGUGAGAGGAGUUGGGCUGGGGAGAACAGAGCAGACCCCCUGCAGGAGGAACACUAGCUUCUGUAGCCCAGUAUAGCCCUGCUCAGAAACAUGGGGGGUGUGGUGGAGGCCUCUUUUAUUCAAAAGGGGUCUGAACUUGUUUAAAAGUGUAAACAAAGCAUCUCAAAUUUUUAAGAAGAAGAUAACAAAUAAGAAAUAAAUGAUUAUUUUUCUACUAUUUAUUGAACUGGAUUUGAGAAUGAUCAGAUGAGCGCCUGACAGUGGCUGGAGCUGAACUGAAUGAACUCUGGUUGCCAAGGUAACCACAGUGGCUGAUCAUGGACCACAGAGUGUCCCUGCUGCACACGCCCCUCACUUCCUGUUAAGGACGCAUCAUGAAGAGGAAGUGGUUAUUCAACACAUAUCUGACACAGGUUAUUCUUUGGAUUAUUUUCAGUUGAGAAUCAGAAAAUCCUUGUUAUUGUUGUGAAAUUAGUUGAACUCUUUGUCCUGACUGAACAAGCUGAGUACAAUAAAUUGUAUUCACUAAUCCACCCUACCAGGCAACCACCAGUCAAGGGCUGGUUUGUGUCAAUGGGAUGCUGUAUGACUGAAUAUGGAAGGGCGAUGUCAGGCCAGAACCCUGGCAGAAUGACUCAGACACACAGGAAGAGCCAUUCCCACACUUUAGUGACCUGUUAUCUGCCUGAACAUUAAGGCAUAGAGCUGGUGAGAGGGAUUGGUUGGUCUGUUUUAUCUGACCCACUCACACUAACAUCUGGACCUGGUGGGCCAAGCUAUGACUCUCUCUGUCUCUAUGCCUUAGUGGGACCUAUCAGUGUUGAAGAGAGGUGUGUGUGUGUGUGUACACAGCUUGUGCAACUGUAAUUGUGUGUGUGUGUGUGUGUGUGUGUGUGUGUGUGUGUGUGUGUGUGUGUGUGUGUGUGUGUGUGUGUGUGUCUGAUUGUAUGGAAGUGGUCAGAGCAUCUUAAUUGAAAGCAUUAUUACAUGGUUUAAUUGUUUUGAAAGUGUAAUUAGUGAAUAGAGAUGAAAUUAUUUUUGUUUCAGCAGUCCGCCUGAUUUUCGGACGAGUAAUUUCCCCGUUAUGACUGUUUUUUUGUCAUGUGAUUCAUGGAUGAACUUCUCCAAAUCAUGUCAUUAUGCUAUUCAUUUAGUUUUGGUGAAGAAUGUCUCAUGUUUUUUUACCCCCGAUCUAAACUGUAUAAUGUGUACAUACCUUUUUAAAAGUCACAAAUAGCUAUUCAUGUGUUGCACUCCAUAUUUUUAUGUUGGAAAUGAAAUAUUGUUUACUCAAAAUGAUGCUCAGA
Molecule: messenger RNA, 5611 nt
Organism: Salmo salar (Atlantic salmon)
Lineage: Eukaryota; Metazoa; Chordata; Actinopteri; Salmoniformes; Salmonidae
Gene: cachd1
Product: cache domain containing 1
Cellular component (GO): voltage-gated calcium channel complex
Molecular function (GO): voltage-gated calcium channel activity
Source: RefSeq, a predicted model, not a curated record